AUGAAUAAAUUUUUCCAAAUAUUAGAAUAUUUUAAAAUUGAAUUGUCUAUUGAUUUUAGUAUAACGUUUAUAUUUAUAAAUAUAUUAAUAGUUUUCUUCUCUACAUUUUUAUAUAGAAAUAUUAAAAAGGUUAAUGAUCAAGAUUCGUACAAAACUUCAUACGAAAGAAAAGAGAAAGAUUCAACUUUUGAUGAGGAAGAAAAUUUUGAUAUUCUCAAUAUAUUCUCAAGCGAUCCAAAAUGUGUAGAAAAUAUUUACGAAUUAGAAAAUGAUAUAUAUAAUAAGAGUGAAGAAAGUAGUAUCUGUAGUAAUAAUAACAAAGACCUUGAUGAAAAGACUUAUAAAAUAAAUAAAAAAAAAGUUACAAUAUAUUUAAAAUUAAAUGAAGGUUUAGAAAAUAUUAAACAAGAAUUACAUAUUAUAGAUAGAGAACUAAAAAAUAUUUUAGAGAAAGAAGAAAAUCUACAACUUAUAAAUGGAGAAGAAAAUAUAAUAAUUGAAAAAACAAAGAAUGAAGAAUAUGAUGAUGAAAAGGAAAAUAAAUCAAAUGAUAUCUUUGUAAGUCAGAAAUAUGAUGAUAUUACCAACAAAUCUGAUAGAAAAAAUACGUUAGAUAGUAAACUUAAAAAAUGUCAACUAUAUAUGGAUGAAGAUAAAAAAUUAUUAGAAAAUCAUCAUAAUAAUGAUAAUAAACAGGAGCAUAAUCAUAUUUGUGAAAAUGAAAAAAUGGAGUACAAUAAUUAUAAUAGUAAACAUAAGAAUCAUAAUCAUAUUUUUAAUUACAACUAUGAAGAUACGUCAUUAGAAAAAGAUAAAAAUAUCCAUCAAACAAGUGAAAUAAUAAAAAAUGAUACAUUAUAUAAUAAUUUGGAUAGUUUAAAAAAUAAUCAACCUAUAGAAGAAAAAAUAAAAAAUUUUAAUUAUAAUGAAACCAACAUUUAUGAAGAAAAUAAAAAUUUUAAAGAUAAUAUUGUUAACUCAAAAAAUGCAGAAAAAUUUAUAUUGAAAAAUAACGAACAAAAUAUUAAUAAUAAUAUCAUUGAUGUUAAUCAAAAACAAAGUUGUGAUCAUAUAAAGGAAUCAUUUAAAAUGGAUACAAAAAAAAAUGACACAAAAAAAAAUGAUACAAAAAAAAAUGAUACAAAAAUAAAUGAUACGAAUGAAAAAGAUGAUACGAGUGAAAAAAAUCAAAAAAAUGAUACGAAUGAACAAUUUAUUAUCCCUAAAAAAACUAAUGAACUAUCUAAUGAUUCCAUAAAUAUUAAUAUAUCCAAUAAUCAGAAUCAAAAACUAUCAAAUGAAUUCGUAGAAGAUGUAAAAAUAAUUUUACCUCAUUCUAAUAAUAGUUUAGACAACUCUAUAACUUCUAUUAAAAAUAUAGACGAUGCUUCCAAUAUUAUGAAACAAGAGUUACAAAAUAGUGAUUAUGAAAAUAUGCACACAAAUAAAAGUAUUGAAAAUGAAAAAGAAAAUUUUAUAUGUGAUACUACAUCUAAUACAAAUAUAACAAAGAAUUCUAUAGACAUUCCUAAUCUAAUGGAUAGAAAAAAAAGUGAAUAUGAUCAGGAGGUGGAUAAUAUAAGUAAAAAAAAAAAAAGUUACAUAAAUAAUAAUACGCAAAAGGAAAAUACAAAGGAAGAUGUUUCUAACAAUAUGGAUUAUAUAAACAAGCGUAAGAGCGACUCUGAUGAUAUAGAAAAUGAGAAUAAAAUAGAAAGCUCUACAAAUAUUUUAGAUUUGUUAGAUAAAAGAGAAACUGUUAUUAAAAUAUAUGAUAAUAACAAAGAUAAUAAACAUACUAAUGGUAUUAAAUGUGAGGAUAAAAUGAAAAGUACUUCUAUUCAUAUGGAAGAUAUAAACAACAGUAAAAAUUAUCUUAAUAAUAAAGAAUAUAAUAGUAAAGGGGAAAACAGUCACAAUAUUUUAGGUGGUGAUAAAAGAGAAAGUACUUUUAAAAUAUAUGAUAUACAAAAAAGUGAGUAUCAUUCGAAUGAUUUACAAUAUGAGAAUAAAAGGGAAAAAAAUUCUAUCAAUAUAGACAACAUGAAUAAAAGUGAUGUAGACAUUAAUUACAUAAAUGUUGAGAAAACAAAGGAAAGAGCGUCUAUCAAUAUAGACAAUAUGAAUACAAAUGAUGUUGACAUUAAUUAUAUAAAUGUUGAGAAAAAAAAGGAAAGAACGUCUAUCAAUAUAGACAACAUGAAUAAAAGUGAUAUGGAUAUUAAGAAUUAUAUAAAUAUGGAGGAUACAAAAGAAAGAACUUCUAUUCAUCUAGACAAUAUGAAUACAAAUGAUGUUGAUAUUAAGCAUUAUAUAAAUGUUGAGAAAACAAAAGAAAGAACUUCUAUCAAUAUAGACAACAUUAAUAAAAGUGAUAUGGAUAUUAAGAAUUAUAUAAAUAUGGAGGAUACAAAAGAAAGAACUUCUAUCAAUAUAGACAACAUUAAUAAAAGUGAUAUUGAUACUAAUUAUAUAAAUAUUGAAAAAACAAAGGAAAGAUAUUCCCAUAUUUUAAACACUAAUAAAAGAGAAAGUAUUAUUAAAAUUAAUGAUAUCAAAAAAGCUAAGAGCGAUUCUAACGAUAUAAAAAACAAUGAUAAUAUAAAAGAGAUGUAUUCUAACAUUUUUGAGAUUAAUGAGAUCGAAAGAAAAUCUAAUAAAAUAGAAAAUAUAGAAAAAAUAAAAAUUCUUACUAAUAAUAUUGAAUAUGAUAAUAAAAGGGAAAGUAAUUGUAUUGAUAUAGACAAUAUUAAAAAAACUAAGAGCGAUUCUAAUGAUAUAAAAAACAAUGAUAAUAAAAAGGAGAUGUAUUCUAAUAUUUUUGAGAUUAAUGAAAUAGAAAGAACAUCUAAUAAAUUGGACAAUGUGAAAGAAAAUAAAAGUGAUAGUAAUGAUAUAGAGAAUUGUAAUAAAAUAGAAAGGCAUUCUAACAUUUUAGAUAUGAAUCCAACCGAAUUUGAUCCCAUAAAAAUAAAUGAUAUUAAUAAAAAAGGAGGAAAAUACUAUGACAAUAUAGAAAAUGAAGACAAAAGAGAAAUGUAUACUAAUAAUGACGAAGAUAUAGAUAAAAGAGAAAGUAAUACUAACCAUAUUUAUAUAAAUAAAAAGGAAAGUUAUUUGAAAAACGUAAAAGAUGUUAAUAAAAAGGAAAAUUAUCUUAACAAUUUUGAAGGCACGAAAAAAGAGGAGAGUUAUACUAAGAAUAGAGAAAGUGAGGACAAUGCAGAAUAUCAAUCAAACGAAGAAGGAUAUGUAAAUAAAAUGGAAGUGGAUUAUAAUGAUAUAGAAAAUAUUAGUAAGAGAAAAUAUGAUUAUAAAGAAAGGGAAUAUUUAAAUAAAGGAGAAAAAUACAUUAACAAUAUAGAUAAUGUUAGUAUAAAGGAGAAUUAUUAUAAUAAGAAAGAAAAAGAGAGUAUUGAAAUAAGUAAUUUAAAUAAACGAGAAAGUUACUCUAGUAAUAUAGACAAUUCUAGAACCAGAGAAAAUCAAUAUAACAUGGUAGAAACUGAGAAUAAAAGAAAAAGCGACAAUAUUGAAAUAAAUAAUUUGAAUAAAGAAGAAAUUUAUAUUAACAGUAUAAAAAAUGUUAGUAAAAGAAAUAGUUCUUAUAAUAAGAAGGAAAGUGAUAGUAAAAGAGAAAGAGACAAAGUAUAUGAUGAGAAUAAAAGGAAAAACAGUGCAUAUCAAAUGAAUGAUAUAUUAUAUAAUAUAAGAGAUAAAAAAAAAGAGACAAUUGACAUAGACACUAUUCAUGAUAUGAAUAAAAGGAAAAGUUAUAUAGAUAAUAUACAUAUUACAAAUAAAAAAUAUAGUGAUACGAGUAAUGCAGAAGAUAUUAUAAAAGAAAAAAAAUAUGAAGACUAUAAUAUAAGCCUUAUGUAUAAUAUGCAUAAUAAGAGAGAUCAAAGAAAGGACAGUUAUAUUAAUACAUAUAAUGAUAAUAAUAUGAGACGAAGUAUUAUUAAUAAGAUUAAUGAUGUGAACAUUAUUAAUAAUAUAAAAAAUGAAAUCAAAAAUGUUGAUAAUAAUAAUAUGGAUAAAACAAAUGUGGAUAAAAUAAAUAUGGAUAAAAGCUAUAUGGAUAAUGAAUAUAUGACAGAUAAUAUAAUUAAAAAAAAUGAGAAAUAUAAAUAUAAAUAUAAUAAUGAUAGUGAUGAUGUUGAAUGUGUAAAUGAAAGAAAAGGUACAUCUCUUAUUAACGGACAUUAUUCGUAUAAAAAAAAAAGUGAUAUAUAUAAAAUAAAGGAUAUAAAUAAAGAUGAGAAUGAUAUAUUAUAUAAUGUAUAUAAUAAUAAUGAAAAAAAAAAAAAAAAAAGUACUUUAUAUGGAAAGCCUGAAAUUUUUAUCCAAGAUGGAAAUGAUAAUCCUAAUAAUAUGAGUGAACAUAUAAGUAGUUUAAAUAAAGUGUAUCGUAUUAAUAAUAAAAAAAGUAAUAAUAAUUAUAAAGGACAAGAUUAUACAUAUAUAGUAAAUGCAAAAAAUGGAAGAAAUAGUUCUAUGCAUAAUAAUAUAAAUAAAAAAGAGUGUGAUUUUAUUAAUGAUAAAGAAAGUAUAAAUAAACGAAUAAGUGAAAUAUAUGACUUACGUCAAAUAAAUAAGAGUGAAAGUAAUAUAGAUAACAUGGAACAUAUAAAAAAUAUAGAAAGUAUAAAAAAUAUAGAAAAUAUAAAAAAUAUAGAAAGUAUAAAUAACAUGGAACAUACAAAUAACAUAGAAAAUAUAAAUAAUAUGGAACAUACAUAUAACAUAGAAAAUAUAAAAAAUAUAAAUAACAUGGAAAAUACAUAUAACAUAGAAAAUAUAAAUAACAUGGAACGUACAAAUAACAUAGAAAAUAUAAAUAAUAUGGAACAUACAUAUAACAUAGAAAAUAUAAAUAACAUGGAACGUACAAAUAGCAUAGAAAAUAUAAAUAACACAAAUAGCUUAAUGGCAAAUUCUGAUAAUAUAAAUGAAAACAUAAAAAAACAAAGUGAUAUUUAUAAAAAUGAAUGUGAUGAUGAUUAUAUGUGUGAUGUAAAUAAAAUUAAAGGUGCAGAUAAACAAAUGAGUGACCCCCAUAAAAUUAAAUAUGAUGAUAAGGAAAAAAAUAAUGAGAAUAAAAGGAAGAGUGGUAUAAAUAAAGUUUUUGAUAUUAUUAAAAGAACAAUGGAUUCUUAUAAUAUUUAUAAUUUAAGCAAAUGUAAAAUUGAUGAAGACAACAUAUAUAUGUUGAAUGAGAAAAAAAAGAACAAUAUUCAUAAUAUGAAUAAAAGGAAAAGUGAAAAUAUAUAUAAUUUAAAUGAAAGAGAAAAGGAUGAUAUGAAUAGAAGAAUGACUGAAAAUACAUAUAAUUUGAAUAAAGAUAAAAAUUUAAAUGUACAUAAUAUUAAAAAUAUACAACCAUACAAUAUAAAUAAUAAUAUAUAUGAAACAACCAAUGAUACAAUCGAUAAUUUAAAUGAAACAGGAAAAAAAAAUAUGAAUGAUAUGAAUAUAAAAGUAAGUGAUAAGCAUAAAGAAUAUGAAAUAUGUGAUAAAGAGAAUAAAGAUAAUAUAAGUAUGAUAAUGAAAGGUACAAGGAAUAUAUCUAAUAUAAGUGAUAAUAUGGAAAUUGUUAUUAAUAAGGAAGAAAAAAAUGUAGAUAAAAUGAAUAGAAAAAUAACAUAUACAAAUAAUUUAUAUAAUAUAAAUGAAAGAAAAUCUGAAUAUAGUAUUAAUAUAAAUGAACAAGAAGAAAAGAGUAAUUUUAUAAAUAAUAAUAAUGUAAGAAUGGAUAAUGAAUAUAAAGUAUAUAAUUCUAACGAAAGAAAUAAUUAUAGAGAUAAAGAAAAUAAAAAAAAUGACAUUAAGUAUGAUGAUUUUAAAAAGGUUGACAUAAGAAAAAAUGUAGAAAUUAUGAAAAAUAUAGAAAAUAUGAAUAAUAUGAAAAAUAUAGAAAAUAUAGAAAAUAUGGAUAAUAUGAAAAAUAUAGAAAAUAUGAAUAAUAUGAAAAAUAUAGAAAAUAUGGAUAAUAUGAAAAAUAUAGAAGAUAUGUAUAAUAUAGAAAAUAUGGAUAAUAUAAAUAAGGAUAAUAAAAUUUAUGAUGUUAAUAUUAUUCAUAAUAAAAAUGAUAAUAAUACAUAUAAUGUACUAUAUGAAAAAGACAAUAUAAAAGAAAAUAAAAAUAUAUGCAAUGAUAAAUUAGAUAAUUCAAAUAAUGAAAAAACUAAAUAUAUGAAAACGUUAAGAGAAUAUUUUGUUAAGAGUGAAGAAGAAAUAGAAGAUCAAAAAAAAAAAAAUAUGAAUGAUAUGUAUACAAAAAUAGAAGAAGAAAAAAUAAAAGACUAUGAAGAUUGGAAAUCAUAUGAUUUUAAAAACCUUAAGGAAAAAUAUAAAUUUCAAAUGAAUAUGAAAGAUAGUGAAAUGAAUCAAUUACAAAAUAAUUUAAUAGAUGAAUUUAAAGAAUUAAAUGAAGUAUCCAAAUUAAAAAAUAACAUAAAAGGAAAAAUGUAUAAUUCUAAUAUAGGAGAAGAAAUGUUGGAAGGAAAUAAGGAAAGAGAAUAUGAAAAUUAUGUAGGUGAAUAUUUUGAUAGGAAUGAUAUGAAUUUAAAAGAGCGCAUAUUUGAAUAUGCCAAACACAAGACAAGCAUAGAUAUAUUAAAGCAUUCCAAUGAUAUAAAAAGAAACUCGAACGACCUGAAAAAGUGGAAAUCUCAGGUCAUAACUAAAAAAUACGCAGAUGACUGGCUCUCAUCAGACGUCCUGUUAUCUUGUUUUUUAAAUUUUAUAAAAUUAAAAAAAUAUGUUAAUAUAACAGAAUUAUCAGUGAAAUUUCAAACUACCACAGACGAUAUCCGAGAAAAGCUGGAGGAACUUGAAGAACAAGAUAUGAUAAAUGGGGUGUUAGAUGAAAAAGGAAAUUAUAUUUAUUUAUCACAAGAAGAAAUUAAUAAAUUAUGUUUUGAAAUUCAGUCCAAAGGAAAAGUAAAUACGCAUGAUGAUUUUGUAAAAAUUUGCAACAAGGUCAUAUCGUUAAGUGUUAAUGAUAAGGAUAUGGAAAAGUUAAAGGAAGAAGAAGAAAAAAUAAUUAAAGCUAAAACAGAAAUAUUUUAA
Messenger RNA from Plasmodium adleri (nom. inval.), 7074 nucleotides. Its product is annotated as conserved Plasmodium protein, unknown function. NCBI's taxonomy places the organism in Eukaryota, Apicomplexa, Aconoidasida, Haemosporida, Plasmodiidae. The transcript has 6 exons. The record is from RefSeq and is a predicted model, not a curated record. The coding region runs from base 1 to 7074 and encodes 2357 amino acids.